Molecule: messenger RNA, 1206 nt
Organism: Adineta ricciae
Lineage: Eukaryota; Metazoa; Rotifera; Eurotatoria; Adinetida; Adinetidae
Source: the annotation of a GenBank genome assembly
AUGGGUCGACGUAGACGUAAGGUUGCUUUUACUGCAAACUUCUGCCAUAUAUGUCUAGCACCGCACAAAUUAUCAUUCUCAUCAAUACCUCGUUGUCCUGAAAGUGUGAAUGGGUGUCGACCUAAUACUUGUGAUUCAUGUUUUGUUCAACAUAUUAAUCAUAUUCUUUCACAAGAUAUCACCGGAAAAGUUAUUUGUCCAGAACAGAAUUGCGCGAGGUUAUUAACAGAAAAUACAAUUCGUAGUGCACUGCUUAAAUUUAAUUAUGAUGAGCUGUGGACAUCGUAUUUAUCGAAACAUAACUGGUAUGGAACAAGUGACGAAUGGAUCGAACGAUUCUCAAAAAAAUGUCCCCAGUGUCAAGUACCUAUCGAAAAAAAUGGCGGCUGUUCUAAUAUGAAAUGUACCCAAUGCUCAUUAAAUUUCCAAUGGCAUCUGAUCGCGACAGUUGAAGAAGCACGAGAUAACAUGAACCCAUUCGGCGCAAAUCAUUUCGGUGGUGGUUUUCCACCUCAGUAUCCAGGUCCAUUUCCUCAACAAGAUUUCGGACAGUAUGGUGGUAAUCAAGGCUAUUACAAUGCCCCUGCUCCAUUCCCACCCGGAAACGUCUAUUCCAAUGGUUCACCAUUUGCACCUCCAGCUGCUUAUCCACUUCCUCCAGCUUAUGCUCCAACACCUGCCUAUCCACCACCACCACCACCAUCACUCGCAGGACAAUUUGCUCAACCUCCUGCUUUUCCUCCUGCACCGGCAUACCCUGUAGCUUCUGUAGGUGCUCAAUAUCCUCAACCUCCAGGUUAUCCUCCACCGCGUAAUAAUUACGGCUUUCAACAACCACCCUACAAUCCUGCUUAUAACCAAGCUAAGCCACAACAACAGGCUCCACCACAACAACCACCGCAACCCCCAGCUCCUCAAUCAUCGGCUGUUCCCUACGGCAGCGUUCCUUACGGUCAACCUCGAUCGCAAUCAAAUCGUCGUCAAACUGAGGCGCGUCGUCGAUCAACUUCACAUCGUCGUCGUCGAUCCCCAUCGUCCUCAAGUUCAUCAUCAUCGGGUAGCACAUACGAUCCUCACAACCAAGGUCAAGCUUACAAUGGUUACAACAAUCCUUAUGUCAAUGUUCAGCCAUAUCCAAACAUGGCACCGAUAUCUGGUGCACAAAAUGGUUCGCCCAUGAUUCCUCCUCGUCCACCUAUUUGGUAG